This is a messenger RNA of Dromaius novaehollandiae (emu), 1032 nucleotides long. Its product is annotated as olfactory receptor 14A16-like. The annotation marks the transcript as partial. The transcript is spliced from 3 exons. Gene Ontology annotation, biological process: G protein-coupled receptor signaling pathway. Gene Ontology annotation, cellular component: membrane. The record is from RefSeq and is a predicted model, not a curated record. Gene Ontology annotation, molecular function: olfactory receptor activity; odorant binding; G protein-coupled receptor activity. Lineage: Eukaryota; Metazoa; Chordata; Aves; Casuariiformes; Dromaiidae.
CCCAUGUACUUCUUCCUCCUCAGCCUCUCCCUCCUCGACCUUGGCUCUAUCUCCACCACUGUCCCCAAAUCCAUGGCCAAUUCCCUGUGGGACACCAGGGCCAUUUCCUACUCAGGAUGUGCUGCCCAGGUCUUCCUCGUUUUCUUCUUCUUUGGAGGAGAGUAUUCUCUCCUUACAGUCAUGGCCUAUGACCGCUACAUUGCCAUCUGCAGACCCCUGCACUAUGGGACCCUCAUGGACAGCAGAGCCUGUGUCAAAAUGGCAGCAGCUGCCUGGGGCAGUGGUUUCCUCUACGCUCUCCUGCACACGGCUAACACCUUUUCAAUACCACUCUGCCAAGGCAACACAGUGGACCAGUUCUUCUGUGAGGUUCCCCAGAUCCUCAAGCUCUCCUGCUCAGACUCCUACCUCAGGGAGGUUGGGCUUCUUGUGGUUAGUGGCUGUUUAGGCUUUGGGUGUUUCAUUUUCAUUGUGGUGUCCUACGUGCAGAUCUUCACUGCUGUGCUGAGGAUCCCCUCUGAGCAGGGCCGGCACAAAGCCUUUUCCAUGUGCCUCCCGCACCUGGCUGUGGUCUCCCUGUUUGUCAGCACUGUCAUGAUUGCCUACCUGAAGCCUCCCUCCCUCUCCUCGCCAGCUGUGGAUCUGGUGGUGACUGUUUUGUACUCAGUGGUACCUCCAACUCUGAACCCCCUCAUCUACAGCAUGAGGAACAAGGAGCUGAAGGACGUCCUGAGGAAACUGAGCCUGGAUGGGGAAGUGAAUGUGGAGGUUGUCUGUCACUGCAGUGACCGUGAGAUGGUGGAGAGGCCACAAGGACAAACCAGGGAGCUGCAGGCCAUUCAGCCUCACAUUGGGGAGGCGUGUGUCGUGGAGCGCAUCCUCUCCGAUUACAUUUCUGAGCACAUGAAGAACGUGCCUGGGAACAGUCAGAAUGGAUUUCCUGAAGGUAAAUCCUUCCUGACCCAUCUAAUCACCUUCUGUGAUAAAAGACCUGCACUUGUGGAGGAGGAGAGAGGAGUGGAUGUGCAGUAG